Molecule: messenger RNA, 3237 nt
Organism: Gopherus evgoodei (Goodes thornscrub tortoise)
Lineage: Eukaryota; Metazoa; Chordata; Testudines; Testudinidae
Product: cadherin-10-like
Biological process (GO): homophilic cell-cell adhesion; cell-cell junction assembly; cell morphogenesis
Cellular component (GO): plasma membrane; catenin complex; adherens junction
Molecular function (GO): cadherin binding; calcium ion binding
Source: RefSeq, a predicted model, not a curated record
UUAUUAUUAUUAUUUUCUUAAUCACGAGCUUUGAAUGAAAGCCAGUCAAAGAGAGAGCUCCCCCCUAAGCAUUGGUUCCCUGCUGUCCAGAAUUAAGUGAUGCUGUGAGAAGAAGCUGAGUUAGAUUCAAGUAGGAUCAGUCUUAGAAAAUAACAGCAGAAAACAAACAAAAAAGGAAAGAUAGUAGGAAAUUCUCCAGCGUUGUUUGAGUUGGACACUACCACACUUACUCAGAAGCAGAAUAAAAGGAUUUGGUGGAAUAUGUGUGGAAGGGAGAUGAACUACUGGAAAUCACUUGGCGACACUGCCAACUAAAAAGACAUAAAAAGGUAAUCCAGGAAAACAACACUAUUGACCCCACAACCAUCUGGCUUGGAGGACAGACAGCAGGGGAGAACUAUGAUAAUACAACAAGUCUUACUGCUACUGCUGCUCUGGAUGUGUCUGCCACAUUCCUGCUAUGCAGAAAUGCUGUUCAGAAGGACAACUGACCACCAACCAAAAGGCUUUGUGGCACGUGUAUCCGGGAGUGAUGGAAAAGCACUUCACCGCCAGAAACGGGGCUGGAUGUGGAACCAGUUUUUCUUGCUGGAGGAAUAUACAGGCUCUGAUUAUCAAUAUGUAGGCAAGCUUCACUCUGACCAGGACAAGGGAGAUGGGUCUCUCAAGUACAUUUUAUCAGGAGAUGGGGCUGGUACUCUUUUUAUUAUUGAUGAGAAAACAGGUGACAUUCAUGCCACUCGAAGGAUUGAUAGAGAGGAGAAGGCCUUUUACACCCUUCGUGCCCAGGCUAUUAACAGAAGAACUCUGAGGCCAGUGGAGCCUGAGUCAGAGUUUGUCAUAAAAAUCCAUGACAUUAAUGACAAUGAACCAACAUUUCCAGAAGAAAUAUAUACUGCUAGUGUUCCUGAAAUGUCAGUAGUCGGUACUUCUGUGGUGCAAGUCACAGCUACUGAUGCCGAUGACCCUUCAUAUGGAAACAGUGCCCGUGUCAUCUACAGCAUACUUCAGGGACAGCCAUAUUUCUCCGUGGAGCCAGAAACAGGCAUCAUCAGGACUGCUUUGCCAAACAUGAACAGAGAAAACAGGGAGCAGUACCAAGUAGUUAUCCAGGCAAAAGACAUGGGAGGCCAGAUGGGUGGAUUAUCUGGGACCACUACGGUGAACAUCACACUGACUGAUGUUAACGACAAUCCGCCGCGAUUCCCUCAGAACACCAUCCACCUCCGCAUUCCAGAAUCUUCCCCAGUUGGCACUGCCCUUGGCAGUGUAAAAGCCACUGAUGCCGACAGGGAAAAUGCAGAAAUGGAAUACAGAAUAGUUGAUGGUGAUGGAACAGAUAUGUUUGACAUUGUGACACGAAGGACACACAGGAACGGCAUCAUAACUGUGCACAAGCCACUGGACUAUGAGACCAGAAGGCUUUAUACACUGAAAGUAGAGGCUGAGAAUACCUAUGUGGAUCCACGAUUUUAUUAUCUUGGGCCUUUUAAAGAUACUACAAUUGUAAAAAUCUCCGUGGAAGAUGUGGAUGAACCUCCUGUCUUCAGCAGAUCCUCUUACCUUUUUGAGGUGCAUGAAGAUAUCGAGGUGGGGACAAUCAUAGGAACUGUGAUGGCACGGGAUCCUGAUUCUGCUUCAAGCCCUAUCAGAUUUUCUUUGGAUCGUCAUACUGAUCUUGACAGAAUAUUUAAUAUACACUCUGGAAAUGGAUCCAUCUACACUUCCAAACCACUUGACCGCGAGAUAUCACAGUGGCACAAUCUUAGUGUUAUAGCAGCCGAGAUCAACAAUCCCAAGAUACCACUCGUGUUUCUGUUUAUGUUCGAAUUUUGGAUGUUAAUGACAACGCCCCACAGUUUUGCUGUAUUCUAUGAUACUUUUGUAUGUGAAAAUGCCAGAGCUGGACAGCUAAUACAGACCAUAAGUGCAGUAGACAAAGAUGACCCCCUUGGAGGACAAAAAUUUUUCUUCAGUUUAGCUGCUGUUAACUCAAACUUUACUGUUCAAGAUAAUGAAGAUAACACUGCCAGAAUUUUGACAAGAAGAAAUGGCUUCAGUAGACAUGAAAUAAGCACCUAUUUCCUGCCAGUGGUGAUAUCGGACAAUGACUACCCAAUCCAGAGUAGCACUGGCACUCUGACAAUUCGAGUGUGCACCUGUGACAACCGUGGUAACAUGCAGUCCUGUAAUGCUGAGGCCUUGCUCCUUCCUGCUGGCCUGAGCACUGGUGCUCUAAUUGCUAUUCUCCUCUGCAUCAUUAUACUUCUAGUUAUUGUGGUGCUAUUUGCUGCUCUGAAGAGGCAGCGAAAGAAAGAGCCUCUGAUUCUGUCUAAAGAGGACAUCAGAGACAACAUUGUGAGUUACAAUGAUGAAGGCGGUGGAGAGGAAGACACUCAAGCUUUUGAUAUUGGCACACUGAGAAAUCCUGCAGCUAUUGAAGAUAAGAAGCUUCGACGAGAUAUUAUUCCUGAAACAUUAUUUAUACCACGGAGGACUCCUUCAGCACCAAAUAAUACAGAUGUCCGAGAUUUCAUUAACCAAAGGCUAAAGGAGCAUGAUACUGAUCCCUCUGCACCGCCAUAUGAUUCACUUGCAACCUACGCCUACGAAGGAAAUGAUUCUAUAGCUGAAUCCUUGAGUUCCUUAGAGUCAGGUACUACUGAAGGAGACCAAAACUAUGAUUACCUCAGAGAAUGGGGCCCUCGGUUUAAUAAGCUAGCUGAAAUGUAUGGUGGAGGAGAAAGUGACAAAGACAUUUCUUAACCUCCAAUAGGGUCCAUUUGAGAGGAAGUAAUUUUACAGGCACCUUCUCCACUCAACAAUAUUUAACAUUCAAGAAAAUUUUCCUGCCACUCAGCACAAUGGUUUUCUUUCUAAUUUGUUCAUUGUCAUUCAUUCUUUCUAGUAGGAUAUCAUGGAAUAUAUACAGCAUUUUAUUUAAUCCCCUUCCAAGAGCCAAAGCUAUGGAAAUUCAGUGUUGUCCAUUUUAGUAAGUAAAAGUAUUUUCAGAAGCUUGAACAGGGUGAUAUUCCCUUAAGCAACCUCAUGUACAAGCCGCUUUUGUUAGGUACAUGUCCUACCCUUGCAAGUGCAGCUUUUAAGAAGGCAAAGAAAAAAAAGUAUGUCCAAUUCUGUACAUUAAAAUUAAAAAAAAAUGUACAUGUGGUGUUAAUAAGUGUGAUAUGCAGCUGGUUUAAAAAAAAGUUUGUGCAACUUCAUUUCAUCAAAUUCUAU